This is a messenger RNA of Morone saxatilis (striped sea-bass), 1578 nucleotides long. RefSeq names its product elongation of very long chain fatty acids protein 6-like. The transcript has 4 exons. Gene Ontology annotation, biological process: fatty acid elongation, monounsaturated fatty acid; sphingolipid biosynthetic process; fatty acid elongation, saturated fatty acid. Lineage: Eukaryota; Metazoa; Chordata; Actinopteri; Moronidae. Gene Ontology annotation, molecular function: fatty acid elongase activity. Gene Ontology annotation, cellular component: endoplasmic reticulum membrane; endoplasmic reticulum. The record is from RefSeq and is a predicted model, not a curated record. Bases 188 to 1015 code for a protein of 275 amino acids.
CAGUGGGGAAGUACAUCUGGUGGUUCCGCAUCCUCGCACCGCCCCGGACCCUAACCGGAGAUAACCCCGCUAAUAUAACCCGAGCAGCAGUUCACACUGACUCCAGACUGCCAGCAGCUCGCUCACAUUCCUCCCUUUUUGUUUCUGUCUCCCUUUAGUGGAAGAAACGGUGAUAAAAGAGAUCAAAAUGAACGAGAGUGAGCUCAGCUCCCCGAUAACGGAGUACGACUUCGAGCGGCGCUUCGACGAAAGACGAGCUCUGGAAUGGAUGCAGGAGAACUGGAACAAGUCGUUCAUGUUCUGUGGCCUGUAUGUCGCACUCGUGUUCGGCGGGCAGCACUUCAUGAGAGAAAGGCCGAAGCUGAACCUGCGACGCCCGUUAUUCCUGUGGUCGCUCAGCCUGGCCAUCUUCAGCAUCAUCGGAGCGGCGAGGACCGGACUGUACAUGCUGAACAUCCUCACAACCAGCGGCUUCAAGCAGUCGGUGUGUGACAGCGGCUUCUACAGCGCCCCCGUCAGCAAAUUCUGGGCCUACGCCUUCGUUCUCAGCAAGGCCCCCGAGCUUGGUGACACCGUGUUCAUCGUCCUCCGGAAGCAGCGCCUCAUCUUCCUGCACUGGUACCACCACAUCACCGUGCUGCUCUACUCCUGGUACUCCUACAAGGACCAGGUGGCGGGCGGCGGCUGGUUCAUGACCAUGAACUACUUGGUCCAUUCCCUCAUGUACACGUACUACGCAGCCCGGGCGGCCAGCGUGCGGGUGCCCCGUCCCUUCGCUAUGGUCAUCACAGCCACCCAGAUCAUGCAGAUGGUGAUGGGCCUCACCGUCCUGGGCCUGGUGUACCGCUGGAUGCACGAGGUGCGCUGUCCGUCCUACAUGGACAACAUCGUGUGGGGCUCUCUCAUGUAUCUCAGCUACUUGGUCCUUUUCGCCAUGUUCUUCUACAACACCUACCUCAGAGGCUCCUCUGGGGUCAAAGGCUUCUCCGGGGACAAGGGAUCCAAGGCAGAGUAGCGUGUCCGCGCUCGGCAGUCGUAUCGAAGUGUGCCAUAAGUAUAAUGACCGACGGUGAGGGGCCAUGAAUGUGUGUGAAGUUAACGGUUUGCUCGGCCCUCCUCUUUUUACCACAUUUACACUUGACUUUUUAUAGGAAUCUGUAGCUCAACAGUGAUUUGUCCGUGGAUGUAGAGCGGUAGGGAAGAGGAGGCUGAGCACAGAUUAAUAAGAGCUCAUGAUUAGAUGCAAGUACAGUACGGAAAUUAUGGUUGAAUUAGGGGGAAACCCAUGUUUGUGUUUUAAUAGCAUAGUUCUCAUUACAUUGAAAUUAUUGCCUUGGUUACUUAGACUCUUAACCAGUAUCCAAAAAAAAAAAACAGCCAUACGAGGGCCAAAUGUUGAUGAGAGGUGGUUUACAGGUGUUUGUGUUGUUAUGUUACGUUAAGGCUUUGCACUAGAGAAAACAAGCACUUGUGCGCUUUAAAUGGCUAAAAGAAUAGUUCAACAUCCACAUGAGAAGAGUGAGCAUUAGCUCAGCAUAAAGACUGGAAGCAGAUUACUUUCUUAAGUGCCCUACAACA